AUGCAAGGGCGGAAAAUCAUCUGCCAGUGUCUCCCAACACUACCCGUCAAGCUGGCUGACAUUUUUGGAUCGAGUUCCGGACCCUUGAUUGAGGCCUCGGACAAGGAGGCGCCGAUACCGGCACCGCAUGACACUACCGAGACUGAUAGAAAAAAGACCAAGUCGAGCUCCCACUCGGCCCCUCCCUCCUCUGCCACCACCAAUGAGACGCAGUCGAAGAAGAGCACCGACCAGAAGCCCAGCCGCAGCUUCUCCUACUCCCAGCUGCGCACCAACCCGGCCGAUCCACUCUCGCUGGGGAAGCUGGUCGUUUGGAAAGACAUCUACGUCGAAGUGCCGAUCCAGACGCGCUCGCGCAUCUGGUCAUUCAUCCGCCGUCGCAAGCCCUUCGAAUACCGCGUCGUUUUAGAUCAAGUGUCCGGGGUCGCCACACCUGGCCAACUUACCUUCAUCAUGGGCGCUUCUGGAGCCGGCAAGACGACGCUGCUCAACGUGCUCACGCAGCGCAACCUGAAGGGCAUGCGGGUUUUUGGCGAGGUGCUGGUCAAUAAACAGCUCAUUGAUGCGGCCAGCAUGCGCAAGAUAUCGGCCUACGUCCAGCAAGAAGAUUGCUUUAUCGGCGAUUUGACCGUUCGCGAGACGAUCGUUUUUGCGGCCAAUCUCCGGAUGGGGCAGAAGUAUUCGCACAAGGAAAAGCUGCAGCGCGUCGAGAAGGUCAUCAGUCAGAUGGGCUUGACCAGCUGCCAGUACACGCGAAUCGGCUCGCGCUUCCACAAAAGCAUCUCGCGGGGUGAGAAGAAGCGGCUGGCAUUUGCUUGCGAGAUCCUCACCAACCCACCGAUCCUCUUUUGUGAUGAGCCGACCUCGGGGCUCGAUGCAUUCAUGGCCAAACAGGUGGUGGCGGUGAUGAAGAAGCUGGCGCUCGAUGGGAUGACCGUCAUCUCAACCAUCCACCAGCCGAGCAGCCAGGUCUUCGAGCUGGCCGACAGCUUGAUUCUGAUGGCGAACGGAAAGACUGCCUACCACGGCCCGGCUGAUGAAGUCACCGAGUUUUUUAGCAGCGCCGGCUUUCCGAUGGUGAACAAGUUCGUUAACCCGGCCGAUCACUUCAUGCGCGUGCUGUCGCGCAGCGAGGGCGAAACCGAAGACCAGCACGGGAGUCGCAUUGAGGCGAUCACCCAAAAGUACGUCACCUCCUCGUACGGCGAGACGGUCGGUAACUUCACGCACAACUCGUUCGAGGUGUCGAACACGGAGCGGCGUCGGAUGCGCGAGGACUAUUCCGCCUUGAACCAGUACAAGACCUCGUUCCGCUGGCAAGUCUGGAUAUUAUUCUACCGGGCCCUCCGAUGCGUCAUCCGAAAUCCAAUGAUUUUGAACGUGCGCCUCUUCCAAGUGAUGAUUUGCGCGAUCACCAUCGGGGCCGUCUACCUGCAAACACCGCUGAGGUACAAUACCAUCCAAAACUACGUCGGCGUGAUGUUCAACAACGUGCGCGACAUGAACUUCAUGUUCGUCUUCCCGUGUAUCAUGGUGUUCACCUCCGACCUCCCGGUGAUCAUUCGCGAAUACAAGAGCAACAUGUAUCUACCCGCGGCCUAUUUCAUCGGCAAAAAUCUGGCAGACACGGUGCAGUACCUGGUGUUCCCCUUCAUCUACAGCGUCAUCAUCUUCUUCAUGACGUUUCGACUCUCGGACUUGGAUGCUGCUGGCGAGUACACGUCCUGGAAGAAAUUUGGCAAGUACGUAUUGGUGAAUACGUGCAUGGCGACGACCUCUACGUCUGUUGGCUACGCUGCUGCUUGCAUUUGCGGCAACCUGGAAAUUGCAACGCAGCUCGUCCCCCUUGUCGUCGUCCCGCUGCUCGUCCUCGGCGGUCUUUUCAUCAACCUCUGGACGGUGCCCCUCUACUUCCGGUGGAUCGAGUACAUCUCGUACUAUCGCUAUGCCUUUGAGGCGCACAUGAACAACUUUUUCAGCGACAUCACCCACAUUGAAGGCUGUACGAAUGCCACCGACAAGUACUGCCACCAGAUCCAUCUCGACCCGGAAGUGCGGAAAGCGGCAAUCGAUGCUGUUGGCCACGGUCCGAAUCUGAUGGUCAGCAUGAAAAUGCGCCCAGAUGUCUUCUGGAUCGACAUCGGCUUCCUCCUUGGUAUCACGCUGGUGCUCCGUCUGAUUGCUGUCAUCGCCCUCCACAUCCGCGUCACACGCCGC
Messenger RNA from Mesorhabditis spiculigera, 2217 nucleotides. The record is from the annotation of a GenBank genome assembly. NCBI's taxonomy places the organism in Eukaryota, Metazoa, Nematoda, Chromadorea, Rhabditida, Rhabditidae.